CCAGAGCCUAGUAGUCACGGUGAGUUGGUUUCUGUACCAAGAUAUGGACCAUUCUUAACAGCUGGACAGGACAGGACUACCAUCCUUCAGCAGACCGCUAAGGAAGCAUGUGUGGGAAUUGACAAACAGACAGUCAGACUGGCAGGCAGGCAGAAACGCAGGCGGACAAACUGCUCAGAAAACAUGUUUUGAUUCUAACAGACAGACCAAUUGACUGACGGAAAGACACAGACAGGCAGUCAGACAGGGAUACAGACAUGUGGGCAGACAGAUAGACAGAUAGACAGACAGGCAGGCAACAAAAGGAAACGCAGGCAGGCAGACAUGGGUAACAUGGGUAACUCCAUCCGCUGCCCAGAGCUCUGCCCCAAACCGGACUCAACGCAAGUCUUCACCUCACUGCAUGACUACCCCUGUCGCACCCUCGGAGACUUGACCCUGCGUAAGGGAGACAAGCUGGAGGUGAUCGCUGAGACGACUCACUGGUUAUACGUCCGUAGGACCAGGGAGGAGGGACACAUGGAGAAGCAGAGUGGUGAUGAGGCCAAUAUCCCUGACCCGGAGCAGGGAUACGUCCCUCGGAUUUUUGUCAGACCUCUACACAGUUUGGAAGCACAACCUUGGUAUUUUGAAAGUAUAACCACCCGCCUGGAGGCUAAGCGCUGUCUUCUAAGACCUGAGAACUCCGAGGGGGCCUUUCUUGUGUCAAAGAGGCGGGACAACCAUAAAUAUUUCCUGUCAGUGAAAAGUGGAACGGUGGCCAGACACUACAAAAUCCAGGAAGGAGAGGAUGGAAUGUACUUCCUGGUUAAGAGGAAAAAGUUCCAGAAUCUAAUAGAACUGGUAAAAUACUAUUCUAGAGACCCUGAUGGACUCUGCUGCCGACUAGAACAGCCCUGCAUACAGUUGGACUGUCCCACGGUGGCCACUCUCUCCUAUGAGGAGCAGUGGGAGGUGGAGCGUACCACUCUAAUGUGGGUCGAUCGCCUGGGCAGUGGGGAGUUUGGGGAGGUGUGGAGUGGACUCUGGAACACUACCACUCCUGUGGCUAUAAAACAGUUUAAAGAGCUCAGUGAAGAUAUCCUGAGAGAGAUUGAGAUCAUGAAGGGGCUUCAUCACAAGCGGUUGCUAAGGCUGUACGGGGUCGUUACCACGGGAGAACCUGUUUGUAUCAUCACAGAGCUGAUGAUAAAUGGAAGCCUGAGCAAGUUCCUCAAAGAGCACAGACAGAUUGGAGACAUCCCCUUCACCCUCAUGCUGGACUUCGCUGUUCAGGUGUCAGAGGGCAUGGAAUAUCUGGAAACCAAAAAGAUAGUUCACAGAGACUUGAGAGCAGAUAACAUUCUGCUGACCGAGAUGCUAAGCUGCAAGAUCGCUGAUUUUGGUCUAUCUCAGUUCACUUUCCCUGGGGACGAGAAGGUUUUCAAAGAUACAAAGGUUCCUCUUAAGUGGAUGGCUCCUGAGAUCUUCAGAGGGGAGCCUUACACCAGUAAGAGUGACGUCUGGUCCUUUGGGAUUCUGUUGAUGGAGAUCAUCACAUAUGGAGAGGAGCCCUAUCUAGUAUUUAUUCAGUGUGUGUGUAUGCUGACAGAGUUGACUACGGCGAUGGUGGUUAAGAGCCUUGUAGAAGGGUACAGGAUGCCAUGCCCCCCCUCCUGUCCCGUGGACUUCUAUGACAUCAUGGAUCUCUGCUGGAGGCCAGACCCCUGGCUGAGACCAGCCUUCCUGAGCGUCAUCCACAGGCUGACAACCCUGGCCCCAGAAUCCCUCACUGCACUGGAAUAAAACCCUCCAGCUCCAUAAUGCACCGUGGCGGUAGAGACUUCCAGUGUUUAAUAUGAACCGUUGAAUGGUUGCAUGAAGUGAACGGAAGAUGAGACUAUGGUGGGGCUGCUUUGGGGGACUAAACCAAGAUCCCCAGGGCAUUUAAUCCCACUGAGCAGAGGGUUUAGAGACCAGUCCUCAUCACCAUGGAGGCCAGCCUGCACGAGACACAACAAAGCCGAUAUCAUCUAAAAUCCACCACAGCUCUAUAAAAAACAAUGUGGUUUUCCAUCAUGGAAUCGUACUGGCAUACAACACAAAGCUGUGAAUUAACUGUGAAUGUUUUAAAAUGGAUUUGUUCAAAUUCUACUUUAUGAUUGAUUGUUUUGAACAUGUUUUGAAUUUCCUUUGAAAUUAUUAAGGGAACUGAAUUGAAUCAAUUAGCAAAUUAUGUGAGACACUAAUCUUAGAAGUUAAUGCAUCAAUAGUUGUAUGUGAUUGCAACAUCUCUGCGCAGUUAGGGGGCAGUGUAUCUACACAAAAACAGCUGCCUGUUCUCUUUCAACACCGUUGAAGCCGUUUGAGUCAUGUGAGUAUUCCUGUUGGGUACUUCUUUUGAGGAAGAAAUAUUCUUUGCUUGGAAAUCCUUCCUUGUCUGUCUCUCUUUCUGUGCUUUCGUCCACCCUCAUGCACUCACCCUGACACUCCCUACCAAGAUGCUAAAUCUGAUCCAGAUCAGACUCACGUAAUGUAACCUAAAUCCCCAAAGAACACACACAACAAUACACACUCUCUCUUUCACACACACAUCAGACACAAUCUCUCUCUCUUGUGCUCUCUCUCCCACACACACACACACACACAGGUGGGGGAUUAGAGUGACGUACGACUGUCUCUUCUGGGGGACUGAGCCACUUUGAGUGCGCCAAAAAGGUUUUCCUUUCACAGCUCCAAACAAACAUAUUUACAGUAUAUAAUACAGCAAUGGCUGCCUACAAUCCCCCUGUGUGGCCUCGUGGUAGUUCAGUUAGACUAACCUCCUGUAUCAUCUACUUUGUGGAAGUGAUGAAAUGCAGUGUCUUGCCUCUGUAUUCAGUGGGUUUACAUGUAAUACAUCGCACUGGCAAUUAAAUCAGGAUUUCUUUU
Messenger RNA from Osmerus eperlanus (European smelt), 2910 nucleotides. RefSeq names its product tyrosine-protein kinase SRK3. Lineage: Eukaryota; Metazoa; Chordata; Actinopteri; Osmeriformes; Osmeridae. Gene Ontology annotation, molecular function: non-membrane spanning protein tyrosine kinase activity; ATP binding; signaling receptor binding. Gene Ontology annotation, biological process: cell surface receptor protein tyrosine kinase signaling pathway; innate immune response; protein phosphorylation. The record is from RefSeq and is a predicted model, not a curated record. Gene Ontology annotation, cellular component: extrinsic component of cytoplasmic side of plasma membrane. Bases 325 to 1785 code for a protein of 486 amino acids. The transcript is spliced from 9 exons.